CACUACUCUCUUCUUUCUUCAUCCCUUUCCUCUCUUCAUCAAGAAUCUGAAUGGCUACUACUUCUCCUACCACUAAUACAACUCCAAGAUAUGGUCAAAGAGCCACCACAUUUUCAACCCCAAUUUUCACUCUUUCUUCUACUACACCUUCUCAUUCUUCCUUUGAAUCACUCUCUUUAUAUGAUCAAAAGGGAGUGCCAUUUUCUUGGGAACACAUUCCUGGAAUUCCAAAGCAACAAAGUUCAAGAAAAAAUAGCUCUUCUUUAAGUCAACUACUUCCAUUACCACCACCAUCUAGAAAUCCUCCAAAUUCAUCCAAGAAAAUACAAAGGUUACGCGACGAAUUUUCUCCAAGAAAGAGUAGUACUACUAGUGAAGGCUUCAAAAAAGAUCCAUUUUUUGCAGCAUUUGUGGAAUGUUCCAAGGAUCAUCAAGAACAUCAUGAGGAUUUUAGUGACAUGUGGAAGAAUACUACUACAUCAUCUUCAAAGGUAAUGAACUCAUCAACAAGAAGCUUAAGUGACAAAUUUGGAUUCAUGAACAUGUAUGCAUCUUGUAAAAGAACUUGUACUGUUUCAGAAUCCAUUGUUUAUCUUCCAAGAUCAAGAAAUUAUGAUCUCCUUAAAACUCGUCGAACAAGCCAAUAAAAA
Molecule: messenger RNA, 650 nt
Organism: Solanum verrucosum
Lineage: Eukaryota; Viridiplantae; Streptophyta; Magnoliopsida; Solanales; Solanaceae
Exons: 1
Coding region: 51-647 (198 amino acids)
Source: RefSeq, a predicted model, not a curated record